AUGUACCGGGCCCAACAAUAUUGUCGAUCACGCACUCUGUUUAUACAUUACGCCAUUGUUUUGGUGCUGACAAGAUAUUGCUCCGCAUUCUGUUCACUGGAGCCUGUGCUGCGACCUUCGAGAUGGAUUUCCAAUCGAUCCAAGUCCUUGACUCUCCUGAACACUAUAGCAUGGACGCCGAGACCGUCAAAGACAUCGCCACGCCUUUCUAUGGCAGUUGGGAAAACCGGCGGAAAAUUGAUUGAGACGGUUGAGGAGUACACUUCAAUCGUGUUGGAGAUGGAAAGUCAGAAACCCGUCAUGGUGUUUUUCACAGCACCCUGGUGUGGUCCGUGCCGACUGUCCAUCCCGGUCGUCAAAGAUGUAAUGAAGCAAUUUGCGGGACAAAUUGAGGUUGUUGAAGUUUGCACGGAUGAUCUGCCAGAAGUCGCUUCGGAUGCCGGCGUCGUGAGUAUACCCACUAUACAAAUGUAUGCUAAGGAUGAAUUGCUGGACACCAUUGUUGGGUGCGUCGCCAAGAGCGUUCUUGCGGCAUCCGUGGAAAAGGUCUUGGAAGAAACAUUGUCCAGGUACGGUGCUAGCGACUCGGCGGUCGAACAAUAG
Messenger RNA from Phaeodactylum tricornutum CCAP 1055/1, 603 nucleotides. It is a transcript of the gene Trx-m, whose product is annotated as thioredoxin m. Bases 1 to 603 code for a protein of 200 amino acids. The transcript has a single exon. NCBI's taxonomy places the organism in Eukaryota, Bacillariophyta, Bacillariophyceae, Surirellales, Neidiaceae. Gene Ontology annotation, cellular component: cytoplasm. The record is from RefSeq and is a predicted model, not a curated record. Gene Ontology annotation, molecular function: oxidoreductase activity, acting on a sulfur group of donors, disulfide as acceptor.